Messenger RNA from Oenanthe melanoleuca, 837 nucleotides. RefSeq names its product multiciliate differentiation and DNA synthesis associated cell cycle protein (gene MCIDAS). Lineage: Eukaryota; Metazoa; Chordata; Aves; Passeriformes; Muscicapidae. Gene Ontology annotation, biological process: negative regulation of cell cycle; negative regulation of DNA replication. Gene Ontology annotation, cellular component: nucleus. Bases 1 to 837 code for a protein of 278 amino acids. The transcript has 3 exons. The record is from RefSeq and is a predicted model, not a curated record.
AUGCCGCCACCUCUGGACUGUUCUGACUAUGAUUUCCCACUCGGUGAGGAGGUGGCCUUUGGCUCCUGCACUCCGCAGCUGCAGAGUAGUGUGCUGGUGCAGGUGCCCCCACAGCACCUGUCUUCCUCUGAGCCGUGCUGGAGAGACCUGGCUGACCAGCGCCAGAAAGCAUUGGGAGAUGCCCUGGAAGCAAACAGCCAGCUGCAGGAGACCCUCACACAGAGGCAGGAAGAGCUGGUGACACUGCGGGAGAGCAACGUGCAGCUGAAGGAGCUGGCGACUCAGGCCAGGAAGCUGGCGGCUGUCCUUGACACGCUGAUGCUUCCGCAAAGCGCCGACGGCACAGCCCUUUCUUCUCCUCCUCGUCCUCCUCUUCGUCCUUUACCUCCUCCUCCUCCCUCCGCUGCUGCCGCCUCCGCGGCCCCGGCCGGGAGCGGCCUGGAGGGUGCGGAGGGCGUGGACGCCAUGCUGCGCGCCGUGUCGGAGAAGUGCCGAGCCGCGCUGCGGAGCCUGGGGGGCAGCUCGGGGGGCAGCCCCGGGGGCAGCCCGGGACACAGCCCGGGACACAGCCCCGGACGCAGCCCGGGACACAGCCCGGCAGGCAGCCCCACAGCCAAGCGCCCGCGGCCGGGCCCGCGGCUGCACGGCGCGUUCCGCGGGCUGCGCACCGGCCGCGCCGCGCCGAGCCCGCCCGGCGGGGCGCUGGACGGCGGCGGCAGCCUGCGGGCCGCGCUGGGCGAGCCGGGCGCCAUCCGCACCCUGGCCUUCCCGCAGGGAAACGCCUUCACUCAGCGCACCGCCGCCGGCGGGCACCGCUUCCGAUGGGUGCCGCGCUGA